This is a messenger RNA of Hypanus sabinus (Atlantic stingray), 7797 nucleotides long. RefSeq lists its product as uncharacterized. The record is from RefSeq and is a predicted model, not a curated record. NCBI's taxonomy places the organism in Eukaryota, Metazoa, Chordata, Chondrichthyes, Myliobatiformes, Dasyatidae. Gene Ontology annotation, molecular function: lipid binding. The transcript has 11 exons. The coding region runs from base 226 to 7245 and encodes 2339 amino acids.
AUCUCUAACAAUGAAGAACAGAAGGUAUCCCCAGAGGAAUUACAGUUGAUAAAGAAAUCAAACCCUGCGACAUUUCAAGAAGUGGAAAUAUUUAAAUCAUUUCUGUGUCAGGAGAGCACGGAUCAGUGUGAAGCUUGUCUGACCACAGCAUGGUGCGAUGUUGCUCUACACUCAUUAAGAGGUCACAAACAUUCACAAGUGGGAAGACUAGAGAACUCUGGGAUCAUGGAUUCAAGAGCAAACCCAGGUUCUCCAAGUGAUGGCGUAACAGCUGCUUCUUCUACUGAAUGUGAUGUAAGCAAUGCAACCUCCAUUCAUUGUCUUGUUCCAGUUGAAUAUUCUCCUUUGAGAGAGAAACAGCACCAUAGAUUGGCAACAGAAAGUCUUCAUCCAGAGUUUGCUGAAAGCAGAGCAAUAACUGAUGGUUAUAUGUGUUUCAAGGAUAUUGUUUUACUGCAACACAGGGACAAAAGUCCAGCCCUGUCAGCAGGAAGUCCCCAUGAUACUGCUCCUUUGGAGCCAAAUAAAGAUACAGUUGAAAGGGAGGUCGCAAAUAUUGGUGUAGAAGCCUCUGCGUCUUGUUUUGUCCUUAAAGCUGGUCCGGAGUUAAACGAAGGAGAUGGUGGAAUUAAUCAACCCAUCAGCAGCACGGAAGAGUAUUCUACACAUCCAGGUUCUAACAGUGAACUUCCAAAUCAGGAAAUAGUAUUAAAAGAGGUUAUAGGUAGACAUGUAAUUUGGCGUCACCCCGAUGGAACAGCUGAGUUCGAACAAUGUGAAUUUCAGGAUGAUCAACAAAUUGUUGACUUACAUCUGAGCACGCUUGGUCCUCAAUAUUUGAAGACUGAAAUUGAGGCAAUUGUUCAUGUAAAGCAGAAGUACCCGGCAAGUAAAACAGUUUCUUCAGGUGAAAAUAUUGCCAAUAUGGAUAUUGCAGUUGCCACAGAAUCUCUCGAUAUUUGUAAAGGACCAACAUGUUUACAGUAUCAGAACGCAGGUAUCUUAGCCACUGGCUUAAGUGUUAAUCCUUCUUCACAGACUUUCCAAGAUGCUCUGAAAACUGAUAACGUUGUUGUCUGCAGUUACGUACCAACCACAAGCAUCUUAGCAUCCCAGAGUAAAGUAUUUCAAAAUCAAACUGUAUUUCAAGGAAGCUCUGUACAAGAUGUGGGUGGAAGUCACCUGGCUGAAGCACCUCAAACAGUUCCAGAUUCAUUUGCUGAUCAGCCUGAUGUACAGGAUGUGAGCGGUUGUGUAUCAUCCGGAACAGACUUACUGAAACAAGAAGGAAAGCAGAGCCAAAUUGCAAUUGUUCGUACAGCAACAAUUCAAACCGCCUUGGUAGAAGAUGACACUAAAACCACCAUCGUACCUGGAUCGGCUGGAUUAAGCUCCUUUGAAAGUAAGUUGUGUGCUGAGGAGCUAAAGAUUACCGCAGUAACAAAGAACCAAGUGCCCAUUCAACAGGGGCUUGAACGAGUUGUCCACAUGCAAAGAAAUGGAUCCCCAGCAUCUAUACUGAAAAAGACAGAAACUAAAUGUCAUGAUGUUCAACUUUCAAACAGUGACUCAGUAAAUACAUUCAUUCCACAGAGCUUCAUUAAAUCUCCUGGUCACCAUAAACAGGCAGAAUUACAUAGCAGGAGAGAAGAGGAUUACUCUAUCUGUUUUAAUGAUAGAAACCCUGUUGGGUUAGAACUGACUGGGAAUUCUUCAAACUUGUUUGUCAUGCCGGAACAACAAACUGCUGUCCAGUUUGUUAAUCAUGGAGAAGAGUUUGUGACGUUUGAAUUCAUGGCUCUUCCUAAAGCUGUCAAGUGUGAUAUGAACUACAAUGAAAAUGACAUUUUUGACUCAGCAGAAGAUUUAAUCAAGAAGGAAGAAAGUGGCAUUGAAGAUUGUGAAGAAACACAAGCACUGCUGAAGGGAGACCUGACUGAUUUUAAGCAGAUAUCUUCUGAUGUAGAUUGCCAUAAUAACAAUCAAAGAAUCUUAAUUGACAUAAAGAAGGAAAUUAUGUCACAGUUCUCUCCCAAGAUACAAAAGGACAGAUGUAUGGGGUUGUCACCCUCAGCUCAGGAGAUCCUUGAGCAAGAAAAACCUCGACUGUUACAACAGACGCAGAAUCCUACAAUUCCACAAUGUGAAUUUAGAAAUGAAUCCAGUUUGCUGCGAAAGGAUCGGAACAAUACCAGAAUUACCCUUGAAGCCACUGAAACACACAAACAUAUGUCUUCUCAUAUUAGUGAUCUGCAAGUCACUCAGACAGAUAACAGUCAGUGGAAUAUUGAUGUGGUUGAACCAAAUGCACAUUCGCUCCUAGAGUGCAAACAGAUUGGGGAGUUAGAUUCUCCAUUUCGUGAGAGUGCAGUAAUGAAUGGAACUUGUUAUUUCUCAAAUUCCUAUCCGUUUUCAGGUUCUUGUCACAGUGAUUGGUCUUCAGUAAAUCAAGCUAAUGAGCAAAAUAUUGAAGGAAUUGAAUCUUCUGGUUCGGAGUUUUUAGAUGGAUCAGAUGACAGAUGUACCACAAAAAUGAUGAAUGGGCCAAAGAAGAAAUCACAAAGAAGACUUAAAAGAAUAAAACCAAAUACAGAUGAAAUUAGGGGUUCAUCAAGUUCAAGUGAGGAAAUUGACAUUGAAUUCCUUUCACUUAACAAGCUUAGAAGCAGACAGUGCAGAAGAGGUAUCAACAGAUCAGAUUUGAAUGUUUGCAAAUGCAAAGAUACAGUGAGCACCAGCAGUAUUGAUUUCGAAAGUUGUGCAUUAAACUUGGAAGUAGAGAGCAAGGCAUCACCACUGAGGUUAGUGCCAUCAGUUCUUCAAGAGGCUUCACCCAGUGUUAAUCUCAUGAUGGAAGGCUCUAGUGCGCACUGCCUUGACCCAUUACUGAUUGAUAAAUCUUCAGAAGGAUUAACUCAAUUUGAAGAAGGAAUUGUGUAUCAAAUGAAGCAUGAAACAGAGGAUGUGGAGAGAAAACAUCAAUCCAAACAAUGUUUUCGGCAUAACAUUCUUAAAGAGAGUGUUUCAGAAAGUGCAGAUUUGCAUGUGGCUACUUGCACUCAAACUGUCCAUUCCCCAAUCACUUUAUCUAGUAAUCAAGGCCAAGGAAAUCAGUCAGACAAACAACGAUGUGAAAACGGCACCUCACUGACAAUUGAUAACAAUCUGAGCAACUUGGUUGAGACAAAACUCAAAGCCCAGGAAUUUUCAGUAGAACUGACCUUCAGUGAAGAGAAAGAUCCAGUGCACUUUGCUUGCAGUGAUGUUGAUCCAUACAUCCAUGAACAGUGCAAAGCCAGGUGGAAACGGUGUAGACUGGGAAAUGCAGGUACUGUGCAUGAGGUUCGUACAGCAGUAAGCAGUCUCAGUAACGUAAUGAAGUGUUUCACUGACAGCAAUGGAUCGAAUGAUCACAAUCACAGCAAUUCACAUUCUUAUGCCAAUGUAAGAACUACAUCUAGCACAUUACUUCCAAAUGUCUCCCAAGAGGCUAGCUUGGCAGCCAUGUACCCUGGAAAUGAUAACCUUGGUGGAGAUACCUGUGUAAUGUCAUGUGAUCCAACAAUGGCACCUUCAUUCAUCCAACCAUCUCAGUUUCCAACUUCUACUUCUGAGUUGGAAAAUAUAAACUAUCAAGUUGAUGAGAUCAUGCUCCUUUACCCAAGGGAUUUGGGAUCUUCUGUAGAGAUGAUGUCUGACAAGUCUGUAAAAUUCUUCUGCAAUGAAGAAACACAGACAUCGGGUAGAAUGAGACAUCAGGAGCAACUGACACCCCAAAAGAGCUACAUCCAAACUCCAGCACAGAUAAAUGCAGGUCAGAGCCUCCAACCAGACAUGACCAAGCCUCUCCAUAGCAGCACACAGCUGUUGGGAAAUAUCAGUAACAAUGAAGACUAUUCAGAUUCAACGCCAUCACCUACCAACCAGAGCGCUGGCAAAAUGAGGACAUUCGGCAAGGUGAAUGGUCAUACGCAGUCAGCAGCUGAUGUGACCACUCAGACAGACGCAAUACCUCAGGUUAUAGAGAAAUACAGUCCGGAAAUUCAAAAUAAGGAAGUGCAAAGGCCCCAAGAAGUGAAUGUCAUUGUAAAAAUAAUUGGUUCAGAAGUUAAUGUAAACCAAGACCACAACAACAUUAUGUUAACAUUACAGGAACCAAAGCAGAACCACAGUGUGUCAGAUCUUAAUGUUCACAGAGCAGUUUUGAGCCAUUCGGGUUGUUCUUUCCCCUCUGACAAUGUAAAUUCAUCUUUUAGGACUUCUCCUGUUUUGCUACCUGCUCAGAAACUGAUAACAAGCUCUUCACAAACUUCUUCAUCCAGUCCAAGUUUGUCACCAGUUACAAUACCUUCACAGUUAUCAAUGAACAGUGACCAAACACAGAGCACAAACUUUGGAACUUUGAAAACUCUGAUGUGCUUUCCAAAGGUGGAAACAAAUGAUCCCAAACUCUCUGUGGACAGAGAAGUGAAACAGUUUGCCCAAGAUCUUGAAGCUACAGUUUCUUCUAAUAAAAAUCCAGCUGUUCUGGUGGACCGAGCAUCAUCCCCUAUUAAAACACUGGAAGUUGGGCAGGGGGACCACCGAUCCCACUGCAACUCCUUUCUCUGUCUUCAGGGUGAGGAAAUUUGUGCAGUGCAACAAACUGACUGUUGGCAGAGAAAGGCACAACUAGCUUCUUGGUAUGGUUCUAAUGAAAAUGGGCAAAGAAAGAUUUAUUUCACACAUGUCAAACCUGAAGCUGAACAGAUAUUGGAAACAAAUGGUGAAGGACUUUUGGUUUAUUUAAAUGAGCAGAGUAAAGUUACAUCACAAGGUUUGCCAAUGUCAGUUAAACUAGAGUGUAAAACAGAUCUUCAGAGAGAUAUUCAUACUGAAGGGUCUUCUGUGAGCUCAGGAACAACAGAAUCUUGCAAAGACCAUCAUGUGAAGGUAUCAACUGUGAACAAGUCCAGUUGGCAGUGUGGAAAAGAACUGACAGGCCAUAUUGUUAAAGAGUCAUUACCUUGUAACAAGGGAAUUGAACCAUACUUGACAUUUCAGAAGGUGCGGAGGCUCUGUACUUCAAACCCAGAUGGAAAAGAGCAGAUGAAUGUUUUCAGUUUUCAGCCAUCUUGCUGGAAAAACCCACUGGUUUCCUUUCCUCUUGCUCAGAUAAAUGAUACAGAGUGGCCAUCUAGAAGGGAAUUUCCUGCAUCUUGCAGUGCAUCUCCCUUUCAGCACAAUCCUUUUUUCAAAGAUGGGGUAGACUUAAAGACAGGAAAGUUCAGCGCGUUAAACAAUCAAACAAUACACCGAAGUGACUCGAUGAAUCAAUGGAGUUCUGAGGCUGGGACAUACAUAAUGAGUGAAAUGACAAACAACUGUGUUGCUGAAGAUACCCAGUCCUCUGUUUCAAGUGAAUGCAAUACAGAUUUACUGCUGAAUGAGUAUUCCUCCAUAACUGGUUGCAACAGUUCACAAACGUCAUGUUCUAGAGUACAGAGGGCAAGCUGUAGUGGUCCAGAGGACUUGCCAUUGCACAACAAGUUCUACAACUGGUCUGGGGUCAAUUACAGACCUCCCUCAACAGGAAAUGUAAUGAGCACAGCCACCAGUUCAGACAAACAGUCAGAGCAAAAGCAAGCCAAUAUUGGCAUUGCAGAAACAAUGGGCCCCACACCAGAAGACUGCAAGGAAAGGUGGAAGGAAAUUAAAAGCUUGCACCAAGAACGCACUCAAAUCUUGUCAGGAUUAAACCUAGAAUUAAACCAGCACCAGCUGACGGUGGAGCUCGCUGAAGCAAAGCUGAACUAUGGCCUUGGGGAGACAGAUGCUUUAUUACGAAUACUCCAGAGUGGAGCAGCAGAUGACCAGAAUGUUUGCAUAAGGCAGCAACUUUAUGAGAGUCACAUGAAAACCAUUGAAAUCUUGAGGAAGCAAAGAGAUGAGAAAAUACAGAAGUUCAGAAGAACACGUAGCCUGAACCCACAGAAACAUCUGACUGUGCAUUACCAAAAACAUCCAACUGCAUUGCAUCAUAAGCAAGAUCUGCCAAGUAAACGCAGGACGUAUCUCCAGCGACUACGCAAGGACAUUGUGGAAAAUACAUGGACUCGUGGAAUUGUGAAGGCUCCACAGGAAGCCCCUUCUGAGAUAGAGAUUCUGCUUAGAGAUUAUCAGAAGGUCCGUGAGGAAACAAAAGCAGAAAUUGCAAAGGCUCGAGAUAAGUUACGUGCAAGAGCUGAAAAGGAGAAAUGCCGCUUACAGCAAGAAAUGAUUUUGCAGUUAUUGAAGGAGGAAGAGAGAUUGAGAAAGGUGGCAAGUAGGAGCAGUUUGCAUACUGGCUCAAAUCUGAGCCUGUCAUCCAAUCCCACAUCAGGCUACAGCAGCAGCAAUACGGCUUCCCCUGACAUCGAUUCUCAAACCAAGAGUAAGAGCAGCACUGAUCCUGUAAUGAGCAGCAGAGGACAAACAGCUUGUUGCAAUUCACAGAGUAAAAUCACUGAAGUCAGUCAAGAUUUUGAUGCAGCUUCUUGUCCACUUGCACACUCGAUUUCAGGGAGAAUAAUGAAAGGCAGCUGUCAUCCAAGUUCCACCUGUCUAAAAAAGUUUCAAGAUUUGGCAACUCUCGCUGUUGCUUCUGUAACAGCAGAGAUCAUGAUGGCAUCUGUUAACCAUCCUGGAAACCUCCUUACUGGUAAAGCAGCAGCUGGUUGGAGGUACCACAGCACAGAAAAAGGUGUCCUGAUGUUCUAUAAGCCAUAUGCUUCCUCCACAAAACAUGGCUUUAUGGGAAUUGGUGUGAUUGACAAGCCACUGCACAGCGUGUGGCGUGUAGUGAAAGAUAACAGCAAGAGACAGCUCUAUGACAAGACUUUAAAAACUGUGAAAAUACACCAGCAGCUGGGCCACGGCAUUGAGCUUGUUUACCUUGUGAUGGAUACCUCUACCACUGGUCUCAAUCAACCCAGGGAUUUCUGCUGCAUCAGUGUGGAGGCUGAAAGGAACCAGCAGUGUGUUCUGGCACUGAACUCCAUCUACGAGGAAUCAAUGCCUCGACCGGUGAAGAAUAUGGUUAGAGGUGAAAUGCUGCCUAGUGGUUGGAUCUUGCAGCAUGACAACUAUAAUGGGAAAGAGAUUACAAGACUUAUUUACUUGACUCAGGUUGAUCUUGGUGCUCCUGCUCUUCACCCCAGAUUACUGGGGUCACUAGCCAGGCAGCAGCCCCUGUGUGUUGCCAACUUAGUCAGCUUGCUAUCCUGAUGACUUCGUUCUGAAGUUCAGAGAAAGUUGGAGGGGAGUGAAUGUACAGCAUCUGGUUUUGAACUCCAAACACCCUUUGCAUUCAAGAAUAUGAUUACCUCCCUAGCUGAGGUCAUACACAUAGGUAACAUGUUCAAACUUGGGAUAUUUGUGCAUUACCGUAAACCUCUCAAAGCAAUAAUUUUCCAAUGGACAAGACAAGCUAUUUCUCAGCUGGCCAUCUAAAAGCUAUUUGACAUAUUUUAACUAAAAUGUACAGUAAAAACUUUUAUUUUUGUAUGCAAAAAUCAAAGGUCCAAAUUGAACUUUAUUUAUAAACUGAUUGAAGCCUUUAAUAUGAAGCAUUUUAUACUGUUAUUUCUAUGGAUAAUUAGUUUAUAUGGAACUUUAAGCAUUAAAUAUUUUGUGGAUGUUAUUUUGUUUAGGUUUAUUUUAUAUAUAUUUUCUUCAACUGAAGCAUAAGAGUGAACCACUGUACAUUAUAUAGAACAAUACAGCAUAAGAACAGACCUGUUGAUGCAUGAUGCUGUCCCUCUAGUUUGUUUUUAGCCU